Pseudo-nitzschia multistriata is the source of this 1500-nucleotide messenger RNA. Lineage: Eukaryota; Bacillariophyta; Bacillariophyceae; Bacillariales; Bacillariaceae. The record is from the annotation of a GenBank genome assembly.
GUCCAUUCUCGUUGUUUCGUUUUUCGUUUUUCUGUAUCCUGCUGUUGAGCUUCAACCCACACCAGCGUUGGAUCAAACGCAACAAACGGUCCGUCCACAGCAGGUACGACCAAAGCAACGACCAAAGCACCGCUGGUUCGACCCACUGCCCGGCCAAUCGAUUCGAUAGACGCGACACGGAGCUUUCAGACGAUGCCAGUGGCUGCCAAGCAACRCCAGCUCCGGCACCGGAAGGGCCCGUACACGUGGGUCCUUGCCACGACGGCUGUUUGGUGGCUCCUCGCCGCCGCCGUUUCCGUGCCCUUGGGACGCUCCUCCUUGUUCGUUGCCGAGGGAUUCGCUCCGGCCCCAGGGGGAGCGGGCCGGGGAUCCUCCUUUCUCCCUAUUCGCAGCGGCCGCGAUCCCCGGCUCUUCUCGCAAGGCGAAAGCGAAAACGAAAACGCAACCAAAACCGAAAACGAUCCCCCCUCCKCCCUCUCGAAGGAGCUGCUGGAAACCGCCGCGGAGCUGAGGAGGGACGUCGCCGCCUACGAGGCCUCCAAGAGGGAGGCCUCCGAGGCCGCCGCCUCCGAGAAGGCCGCCAGGGAGGCCGCCGCCGAGGAGGAGAGGCUCCGCAUGUCCGCGGUGCUUCCCAUCCUCAAGGGGGACGGGACCGAGGUGAUGGAGCGGUGCUUUUUUUCGCGCAGGAUCGCAAGCAGCRGCUCCGGCAGCCGGAUCGUGGUGGCCACGGCCCCCCUCCCCCUGGGCAUCGUCCUGGGCCAGGAGGAGAGCAGCCCAAGGGCCGGUGGCUUUUGUCCCAUCACCGUCGACGGGGUCGCCGGGGGGAGCCACGGGGAGUCCGCCGGCGUGGAGGUGGGCGACCUCCUGCGGGCCUGUACGGCCUGCUCGGUGACGAUGGAGCAGCCCACCUGGCAGCUCCUGGCCGGGGGCAUCGGCCGGCCGGUCACCACCCGGAGGAUGGUCCCGACCGACAACCUGCCGCUCGAAGAAGCCCUGGAGUGCCUGGCCUCGAACGCGGCCGACGACCGGAACGAGGUCUGGCUGGUCCUGGAGCGGGGGCCGGGGGGAGGCGGUGGCGAAACCGAAACCGAAAGCGAAACCGAAGGCGGCCGAGACGACGGCAGCGACGAACCACAAUAGCACGAAUCCGUGACAACAAAACGAAACGAAAGGAAAGGAAAGGAAAGGAAAGGAAACAAACACAAACACAAACACAAACUGUUCCAACCGAACCAGAAAAGGCAGCAACGAACCCCAAUCCCAACGGUCUGGUUCCUCUUCUUGUUGUUCCUCUUUGGUGGGUUCUUCCUCCUCCUUCUUUGCGAUUGCUACAAGCUUUUCUUGGACUUCUUUGUAUGGGUUAACGAGUGUGAUUCCGCGGUUCUGUAGAUCAAUAGCAAGUGUUGCCAUGCUCUGUCGUCAGAGGGAGUUACAAGAGGAGGGAGGAGAACAAUGUUAUUGUUAGCAAAUUUUAAAGUUGAAAAAACAUUUGUCAAUCUA